ACCCACAAAUGAACUUAAAAAAAAAGAUGGCCCCCAUCCCAUGAACCAACUGGGGAAGGGGGGGCGGAGAAAAGACUCCUCACUGCCGCAAAACGUUCUUUUUAUUUUGUCCAUCACCCUUGGACCUUUGGCCCCCCUCGUUCUGAUUGUGACCGGGAACAGUUCCUCCCUCUCGAUUUUCACAUCUGUCUUUGUGUGUCCUCCCAUCUGUCUGUCUGUCUGUCUGUCUGUCUGUCUCUGCGGGAGGCAGCCAUCUGGGUCAGCGUCCAAGGACGUCGACGAAGAUUCCUUCACACCCGGCAGCCCAGCGACAGAGACAUCAGACAACAUCAGCCCCAUCGCCAGCCCCAUCCACACAGGCAAAACCCUGACAGCAGCCUGGGAUGUGCCUGAGAGCACUGACUCCCCAGACAGCCCCAGUGAUAGGGCUGUCCUCACUGGGUUCCUGGUGAGUUUCAUGGUGGAUGCGCGUGGCGGUUCGAUGAGGGCCAGCCGCCAUAACGGACUGCGUGUGGUUAUCCCACCGCGGACCUGCACCGCUCCCACACGGAUCACCUGCCGCUUGGUCAAGUCCCAGAAGCUGGUCAGCCCACCGCCCCUGGUGGAGGGGGAAGGACUGGGCUGCAGGGUGAUCGCACUGGGACCCGCUGGGACCCACUUCCUUGGGUAAGGCCGGGAGGGCUGGCUCAGACCAGGGCCUGC
This is a messenger RNA of Chiloscyllium plagiosum (whitespotted bambooshark), 702 nucleotides long. The record is from RefSeq and is a predicted model, not a curated record. NCBI's taxonomy places the organism in Eukaryota, Metazoa, Chordata, Chondrichthyes, Orectolobiformes, Hemiscylliidae.